Molecule: messenger RNA, 1250 nt
Organism: Eucalyptus grandis
Lineage: Eukaryota; Viridiplantae; Streptophyta; Magnoliopsida; Myrtales; Myrtaceae
Product: F-box protein PP2-A13-like
Molecular function (GO): protein binding
Source: RefSeq, a predicted model, not a curated record
AUGGGUUCGAGCUUCUCGGGGUUUUCGUCGGACUCGGACGCGGACGGGGACGGCGCCCUCGCGAAGCCGAGGCUGGGCGACAUCCCGGAGAGCUGCGUGGCGACGGUGCUGAUACACCUGGAUCCGCCCCAAAUCUGUAGCCUGGUCCGAUUGAACCGGGACUUCCGCGGCGCCUCCUCCGCCGAUUUCAUCUGGGAGGCGAAGUUGCCGAAUUACGGGACGAUCGUGGAGAAAGUGCUGGACGAGCCCAAGGUGCUGAAUUUGGGCAAGAAGGAGAUCUACGCUCGUCUCUGCAGGCCUAAUUCAUUCGAUGGCGGUACCAAGGAAGUUUGGCUGGAUAAGAGGACGGGCGGGGUUUGUCUGUCGAUUUCAUACAAGGCCUUGAUGAUCACCGGAAUAGACGAUCGAAGAUACUGGAAUCACAUUUCGACCGAGGAAUCUAAGGGCGUAUUCCAUUCGGUUGCAUAUCUUCAGCAAAUCUGGUGGUUUGAAGUAGAUGGCGAGUUGGAAUUUCCAUUUCCUACAGGGACGUACAGCGUCUUCUUCAGAGUCCAGCUCGGUAAGUCGACUAAGAGACUGGGCCGUCGUGUAUGCAAUCCCGAGCACGUCCACGGCUGGGACAUAAAGCCCGUCCACUUCCAGCUCACAACUUCUGAUGGACAGCGUGUCGCGUCCCACUGCCAUGUGGACAAUCCGGGGAACUGGAUCCAUUACCACAUGGGAGACUUUGUCGUCGGGAAGUCCGACACAUCGACGAAGAUCAACUUUUCAAUGACCCAGAUCGACUGCACUCACACCAAGGGCGGUCUCUGCGUGGACUGCGUCUUGAUAUGUCCCAGUAGUGUAGGCAAAUUGAUUAAUUCAUUGUCAUAGUGCGAGUAUCGUAGUGAGAUGGGGAAUCGUGCGAUAGUACAUAGUUCGGGCGAAACCGUAGAGCUUAGUUUUGAUUGGAUGAAGAAGCUUACUGUGUCCAUGUACAUAAGUGUUUUGAUAUUGCUCCUCUCUUUCCUAAUAAUCCAAUUUCUGUGCAGCCUGCGAUAGUAUAUAGUUCGGGCGAAACCGUAGAGCUUAGUUUUGAUUGGAUGAUGAAGCCUUACUGUGUCCAUGUACAUAAGUGUUCUGAUCUUGCUCCUCUCUUUCCUAAUAAUCCAGUUUCUGUGCAGUACCAUGUAAUUCUCUCUUUUUCCUUUCGACAUUUACUAUGAAAUUGGUUAUAUGGAGAGUGUUUUGGCAUGGUUGCCUCUUGUUUA